AUGAGCACAAAGAUAAAAGGAAUCUUGAAAAGCCUGAGAUUUAUUUAUCAAGUAUUUGAGGAGAAGAAGGAACAUCAAGACAUACAGAUUGGAAAUCCAACCGAUGUUAAACAUGUUGCUCACAUCGGAUGGGAUGGUGCCUCUGUCGAUCAACCACCUACAUGGAUGAAAGAGUACAACUCAACCAAUGAACAUCACACAAAGUCUUUAAAUAAUGAUAAUGGAACACAAGCUAGAGGUGCAAACCAAAAGGUUUCAAAGGAUUCGUCGAGAGCAUACUUGUCGGACUCUCCAGUAUCUUUGCGAACGAAAGAGCGGUCAAUGACAGCUACUUCAACCUCGGAUAAUUCACAAACUCUAAAAUCAUCGACUUCGACUAGACAAAGGCGCCCGAAAAAACAAUUAUCGACGGGUACUUCAAAAAGCUCUCCUUCAAAACAACCUACACGAAAAAACAAGGAUGUAAGUAUUAGGUCGGAUUCUACGGAUCCGGAGGAAGGUUCUGUAAAGAAGGUAAGACAGAAGAAAUUGAAGGAUUCGGAAGGCAGAGUUUCGAAUAGACCUUCAAAAUCUUUGAAGGACAAUAAUAUUACUUUAUCAUCACCUUCUUGA
Molecule: messenger RNA, 612 nt
Organism: Impatiens glandulifera
Lineage: Eukaryota; Viridiplantae; Streptophyta; Magnoliopsida; Ericales; Balsaminaceae
Product: CRIB domain-containing protein RIC10-like
Exons: 4
Coding region: 1-612 (203 amino acids)
Source: RefSeq, a predicted model, not a curated record